GGGCCGCGCCGCGCCGGCAGGUUUGCGUGGCCGCCCGCAGUUGCCGGCGCCGGCUCUGUCCGCCGACGCUGCGCGUGCGUCGUUCCCGCGAAGUUGCGCUGAGGCCGGUUUUCCCGAGGAGCCUCCCUCCGGGCGGUCCGCGGGGCCGGCAGCGGGUCCCCGGAGGCUGCGGGGCGGACGCGGCGGGCCGGGCAGCCCGAGCUGGGGAGGCCCGCGCGGCGCGGCCGCACUCGGCGGGCGAGAGGGCGGGAGGGCGGCGCCGGCCGGGCGCGCCCCGCGGAGAGAGGACCGGGCGGGCGGGCGGGGCGGGCCGGAGGCGGGCGUUCCCCGGACUUUUGUCCGAGUUGAGUCCCUCCCCGUGGGCCGGGCCUCCCGGCCUGUCCCCGGCCCCCGCCCCCCACACUCCCCGGCUCCAGCCCCGCUCGCUCGCUCGCUCGCUCCCGGGAGAUGUUUAUCGGGGCCGCCGCGGCGUGAGGAGCCGGCGGGCCGCUGGCGCGGAGUUUCGGGUCCGGGGAGCGUCGCGCGGCGCCGGAGGGAGACAAGAUGUCGGCCAGGGCCGCGGCCGCCAAGAGCACAGCCAUGGAGGAGACGGCCAUCUGGGAACAGCACACGGUGACGCUUCACAGGGCUCCGGGAUUCGGAUUUGGAAUUGCCAUCUCUGGAGGGAGAGACAACCCCCACUUUCAGAGCGGGGAGACCUCGAUCGUCAUUUCGGAUGUGCUGAAGGGAGGGCCCGCCGAAGGGCAGCUGCAGGAAAAUGACCGUGUUGCGAUGGUUAAUGGAGUGUCGAUGGAUAAUGUUGAACAUGCUUUUGCUGUUCAGCAGCUAAGGAAAAGUGGGAAGAAUGCAAAAAUUACCAUUCGCAGGAAGAAGAAAGUCCAGAUUCCUGUGAGUCGUCCCGACCCGGAGCCUGUGUCCGAGAACGAGGCGGACAGUUACGACGAGGACGUGCCUGACCACAGAGGGGGCCGUGGGGGCACGGCCAGCAGGCGGAGUGAGAAGAGCUGGGCGCGGGACAGGAGUGCCAGCCGGGAGAGGAGUCUGUCCCCGCGGUCCGACAGGCGAUCGGUGGCCUCCAGCCAGCCUGCCCGACCCACCAAAGUCACGUUGGUCAAGUCUCGGAAAAAUGAAGAAUAUGGUCUCCGACUGGCCAGCCACAUAUUUGUGAAGGAAAUUUCACAAGAUAGCUUGGCAGCGAGAGAUGGCAAUAUUCAAGAAGGCGAUGUUGUCUUAAAGAUCAAUGGGACCGUGACGGAGAACAUGUCCCUGACGGACGCCAAGACGCUGAUCGAGCGGUCCAAGGGCAAGCUGAAGAUGGUGGUGCAGAGGGACGAGCGGGCCACGCUGCUGAACGUGCCCGACCUCUCGGACAGCAUCCACUCGGCCAACGCCUCGGAGCAGGAUGACAUUUCAGAAAUUCAUUCGCUGGCAUCGGACCAUUCUGGUCGGUCACAUGACAAGGCCCCCCGCCACAGCCGGUCGCGAUCUCCUGACCAGCGGUCAGAGCCGUCUGACCAUUCCAGACAUUCGCCACCGCAGCCCAGCAGCGGCAGUCACCGGAGCAGGGAGGAGGAGAGAGCGUCCAAACCGGGGACGGUCUCGCCGCCUGUGAAGCAUGCGGACGAUCGCGCCCCGAAGGCAGUGGAAGAGGUCUCCGUGGAGAGAAAUGAGAAGGCAGCAGCUGCUCUUCCAGAACCAAAGCCUGUGUAUGCUCAGGUGGGACAGCCGGAUGUGGACUUACCCGUCAGCCCGUCGGAUGGGGUCCUGCCCACUUCCACGCAUGAAGACGGCAUCCUUCGGCCCAGCAUGAAACUGGUAAAAUUCAGAAAAGGAGACAGCGUGGGGUUGCGACUGGCUGGUGGCAAUGAUGUUGGAAUAUUUGUCGCUGGCGUUCUAGAAGAUAGCCCUGCAGCCAAAGAAGGCCUGGAAGAGGGCGAUCAGAUUCUCAGGGUCAACAACGUCGACUUCACCAACAUCAUCCGAGAGGAGGCCGUGCUCUUCCUGCUGGAUCUGCCCCGGGGGGAGGAGGUGACCAUCCUGGCGCAGCAGAAGAAGGACGUUUACCGCCGCAUCGUAGAGUCAGAUGUGGGAGAUUCUUUCUAUAUCAGAACCCACUUUGAAUACGAGAAGGAGUCUCCGUACGGACUCAGUUUUAACAAAGGAGAGGUGUUCCGGGUCGUGGAUACCUUGUACAACGGGAAACUGGGCUCCUGGCUCGCUAUUCGAAUUGGCAAAAAUCACAAGGAGGUGGAGCGAGGCAUCAUCCCCAAUAAGAACAGGGCUGAGCAGUUGGCCAGUGUGCAGUACACGCUCCCUAAGACAGCGGGAGGGGACCGCGCCGACUUCUGGAGGUUCCGGGGCCUCCGCAGCUCCAAGAGGAAUCUCCGCAAGAGCCGGGAGGACUUGUCGGCCCAGCCGGUGCAGACCAAGUUCCCAGCCUACGAGCGAGUGGUCCUCCGGGAAGCCGGGUUCCUGCGGCCAGUCACCAUCUUCGGACCAAUCGCCGACGUAGCCAGAGAGAAGCUGGCGAGAGAGGAACCGGAUGUUUACCAGAUCGCAAAAAGCGAACCUCGGGACGCGGGCACUGACCAGCGCAGCUCCGGCAUCAUCCGCCUGCACACGAUAAAGCAGAUAAUAGACCAGGACAAACAUGCUUUAUUAGAUGUCACACCAAAUGCAGUCGAUCGCCUGAACUACGCCCAGUGGUACCCGAUCGUGGUCUUCCUUAACCCCGACUCUAAGCAAGGCGUGAAAACCAUGAGGAUGCGCUUAUGCCCAGAAUCUCGGAAAAGCGCCCGGAAGCUCUACGAGCGGUCUCAUAAACUGCGGAAAAACAACCACCACCUUUUUACCACCACAAUUAACUUAAAUUCAAUGAACGACGGCUGGUACGGUGCGCUGAAGGAAGCCAUUCAGCAACAGCAGAACCAGCUGGUUUGGGUCUCAGAGGGAAAGGCGGAUGGUGCUACCAGUGACGACCUUGACUUGCAUGACGAUCGCCUGUCCUACCUGUCAGCCCCAGGUAGCGAGUACUCAAUGUAUAGCACGGACAGUAGACACACUUCUGACUAUGAAGACACAGACACAGAAGGCGGGGCCUACACUGAUCAAGAACUAGAUGAGACUCUUAAUGACGAGGUGGGGACCCCCCCAGAGUCCGCCAUUACCCGGUCCUCUGAGCCCGUAAGAGAGGACUCCUCCGGGAUGCACCACGAGCACCAGGCGUUUCCUCCUCACUCACCACAAGUGCAGCCUCAGCCCGUCCAUAGAAUAGACUCCCCCGGAUUUAAAACAGCCUCUCAGCAGACAGCAGACGCCUCAUCUCCAGACCCUUCCCUUUCGCCCGAACCAAACCCAGCACCGCCUACCUCUGCUGUCAAUCACAGUGUCAAGUUCACUCAUGUCAGAAUGGAGGCGCCCACCCCUCCCGCCUCUCACUCCCCACCAGCUGACUCUUGGCCAACACCCAGGGCCGAGGCCGCCCACACCCUGCUCAGGGACCACGGAGCCGCACUGCCGUCGCAUGUAGACCCACCACAGGUGUACCGGAAGGACCCCUACCCCGAGGACGCAAUCCGGCAGAAUCAUGUGGUGAAGCAGCCAGCUGGGGGGCACCCCGCGCUGAGGCCCGACAGGGACCCCAAACCCAGCUACGAGCCCCAUGCCCCAUACGUGGAGAAGCAAGCCAGCAGGGACCUGGAGCAGCCCGCGUACAGAUACGACUCCGCGGGCUACGCAGACCAGUUCUCGCGGCACGGGGACCACCGCCUGCGCUACGAGGAGCGCAUCCCCGCCUACGAGGAGCACUGGUCCUACUACGAGGACAAGCAGCCCUACCAGCCGCGGCCCGCUGACACGCAGCACCCCCGGGACCUGGAUCCCAGGCAGCGCCCCGAAGAGCCCUCGGAGCGGGGCUACUUCCCGAGGUUCGAGGAGCCAGCGCCUCUGCCGUACGACGGCAGACCCCGCUACGACCAGCCGCCCCGGACCUCCACCCUGCGGCACGAGGAGCCCCCGGCUCCCGGGUAUGAGGUGCACGGCAGGUACAGGCCCGAGGCGCCGCCCCCCGCGGGCCCGCAGGCCCCGGAGCCCAAGCAGUGUUACGAGCAGUACCCACGGAGCUACGAGCAAGUCCCCGCACAAGGCUUUACCUCCAAGGCAGGCCGCUACGAGCCGCUCCACGGGGCUGCGCUGGUGCCUCCGCUCGCGCCUGCCUCUCAGCACAAGCCGGACGUGCCGCCGCCCAGCACCAAGCCCCUGCCGCCGCCCCCGGCCCCCGCCGAGGAGGAGGACCCGGCCAUGAAGCCCCAGUCCGUGCUCACCAGGGUGAAGAUGUUUGAGAACAAGAGGUCUGCGUCCUUGGACAACAAGAAGGACGAGAACCACACUGGCUUUAAGCCUCCAGAGGCAGCGUCCAAACCACCAGGGGCUCCCGUCGUCGGACCUAAAGCCAGUCUUCAGAGUCAGUUCAGCGAACACGACAAGACGCUGUACAGGAUCCCAGAACCACAGAAGCCUCAGCCGAAGCCCCCGGAAGACAUUGUCCGGUCCAACCACUACGACCCCGAGGAAGAUGAAGAGUACUACCGGAAGCAGCUCUCCUACUUCGACCGGAGGAGUUUUGACAACAAGCCUUCUGCACACAUUCCCACCGGCCACCUCCCAGAGCCGGCCAAGCCCGCUCACCCCCAGCACCCGCCAGGCCUUUCCAGUUAUUCCGCGAAAUUUCUUGGCUCUUACCCUAGCUAUGACUACUUGAGAAGGAGCGUCAAGUGGAGCAAGUCUGUUGACGCUGAUGCCUUCGGCGACAGACGCUAUGACCCAGUCCAGCCCACGCCACCCCCACCCCCGCUGCCUGCCCAGUACUCCCAGCCUCCGCAGCCCAGCUCCAGCUCCAUGCUCCACGCCCACGCUAAAGGAACCCACGGGGAAGGUAACUCGGUGUCAUUGGAUUUUCAGAAUUCUUUAGUGUCCAAACCAGAACCUCCUCCAUCUCAGAACAAGCCAGUCGCCUUCAGAACGAUGAGCCGAGAGGACCCUGCUCAGCCUGCCUUCUACCCCCAGAAAAGCUUCCCGGAUAAGGCGCCGGUGAACGGCACCGAACAGCCUCAGAAAACGGUCGCCCCGGCCUACAACCGCUUCACCCCCAAGCCCUACACCAGCUCCGCGCGGCCAUUUGAGCGCAAGUUUGAAAGCCCGAAGUUCAGCCACAACCUUCUGCCGAGUGAAACUGCUCCCAAGCCUGACGUGUCUCCGAAAGUCCCGGCUUCUCCCAAGACCCUGGUGAAGGCCCAGCCUCCCGAGUUUGACAGCGGAGUGGAGACCUUCUCCAUCCACGCCGAGAAGCCCCGGUACCACGUGAACAGCGUCAGCACCGGGCCCAGAGCCGUUCCCGGGAGCCCGUCGGCAGUGGAGGAGGACAAUGACGAGGACGGUCACACCGUGGUGGCCACGGCCCGGGGCGUGUUCAGCAGCAACGGCGGGGUGCUGAGCUCCAUCGAGACGGGCGUCAGCAUCAUCAUCCCCCAGGGAGCCAUCCCCGAGGGCGUGGAGCAGGAGAUCUACUUCAAGGUCUGCCGCGAUAACAGCAUCCUCCCGCCCCUCGACAAGGAGAAAGGUGAGACCCUGCUGAGCCCGCUGGUGAUGUGUGGGCCCCAUGGCCUCAAGUUCCUGAAGCCCGUGGAGCUGCGCCUGCCACACUGUGCGUCCAUGACUCCUGACGGUUGGUCUUUUGCUCUAAAAUCAUCCGACUCCUCGUCGGGUGACCCUAAGACCUGGCAAAACAAGUGUCUUCCUGGAGAUCCCAACUACCUGGUGGGAGCCAACUGCGUGUCCGUCCUGAUCGACCACUUCUGAUUCCGGACCAGGACCAGGCUCUUGUCUCGGAGCCUGGGCUGGACUUCCUCUCUGAGCAGAACUACUCUCCCCAGUAUUACACGUCCCCGAGUCUGCUGCGUGGGCCGUGUGGAGCGCUUCGUCUGAACUGACGCUUCGAGAGCGCCCUCCUGCGCCAUGGGCAGAAGACACUGCGAACUGCGAGGGGUUCACAGACGUUGGCUUCGUAAUGAUGACUGUACUUCCUGUGGUCACUGCUUCACUUCACACACUGAUUUCCGUUAAAAUUCCAGCCAGGAAAGGGGUGCAUCUGAGUUCUGUUCUUUUCAAAGUACACGGUUUCCCACUUGACGGUGGCCCUGGCCUGGCGCACACGUUAUGUUAUUAUGCAUGGGGUAACACGCACACAUCUAAAUGCACCUGGGAUAGAACACGCGUGGUGGACUGAACAGAUGGACAGCCAGCGGAUUGAUCGCCUUGGGGCGGAGGGUCCAGCGAAGACGCUGACUGACUGUCCAUGAAAACAUGCUUCUUGGGGAAGGGCACCAAAGCACGUGCCUGUGCCAGGCCUCUGGAUCUCGAAUUAACCACGUCACCGACACACUAACCAGCAGGAAUGCCUUACCUCUGUACCUAAUUCUCGGUCGUCUGUGUAGGCUAGGUCUCCAUGGCUUCCGGGUGCAUCCUGACACUGAAUCAUGACGUGGGCGGAGCAGAUUGUAGGGGGUGGUUGCAGGGGCGUGUGGUCACCCAGAUGGGAAUGAUGGUGUGAUUUGGGGGUUUUGGGGGGCAAGGGGCGGUGGUAGCUUGCUUUGUUUUUUUGUCUUUUCUUUUUGGCUAUGCAUUCAAAAAUUUUGCUGUUUUAAGGAUGCUUGUACAUAACGCGUGCAUACCACUUUUGUUCUUGGUUUGUACAUUAACUUUUAUAAACUUUCCCCUUUUUAUACAUAAACAAAACCAAGUUUCUUAAGGCUACCUUUGUAUUCUCUCCUGUACCUCUUGAGCCUUGAACUUUGACCUCUGCAGCAAUAAAGCAGCAUUUUUAUGACACAUACAAGGUCAUUUUUUUAAAGAAAUGCACAGAGUUGUUACAUUUUUAAGUGCUGCAUUUAAAAGAUACAGUAACUCAGAAUUCUCUAGUUUGAUUAAACUCUUGCAAAAUCCCCCUCCUGUAAUUUGUGAUACACUGCUGUGCCCUAAAGUGUAUUUUUGUACUAAUAGACGAUUUAUUACGGCACAUCAGCACGACUUCCGUUUGGAUAAUACACCACUACAUUCUGUUAACCAUUAGGUGUGACUGGAUUUCUUUUGCGGUUAUUAAAAAAAAAGUCUCAAAUUUCUAAAUCUGCAGAAUAAAACUUUUAAAAUAAA
Molecule: messenger RNA, 7206 nt
Organism: Pipistrellus kuhlii (Kuhl's pipistrelle)
Lineage: Eukaryota; Metazoa; Chordata; Mammalia; Chiroptera; Vespertilionidae
Gene: TJP1
Product: tight junction protein 1
Exons: 29
Coding region: 544-5856 (1770 amino acids)
Biological process (GO): cell-cell adhesion; protein localization to cell-cell junction; cell-cell junction organization
Cellular component (GO): bicellular tight junction; plasma membrane
Molecular function (GO): cell adhesion molecule binding
Source: RefSeq, a predicted model, not a curated record